AUGAGUCAACCAAAUACCCCGCUUCACAGCUUUAACGACCGCUCUACUCCCACCCCAACUCUCUUUCUUGGAAGCCAAUUCGCCCUCACACCAACCAAACAGAGUCCCCCCGACCCUAUGAUAGGCGCCUUGCCAUCUGAGGAAGGCAUCUCGGGAAGCAACCAAGGCUCUUUGGACCGCGAUAUUAUCUCCAACAGUAACAUCGAUGAGGAUUCACUUCUUUUGAGGGGCGGCAACCUCCAUGACGGAGCAGAUGCCCAGUUUCAGCCAGACGGGCCAGAGAGACUCAGGCCGGUUACCGUUCAAAGCAGCGGCGUGCGAGGUGGUAGCAUUGCCGUUCUGGGGCCUCAGACCUCCAAGGAUCUCAACGCCACUCUGGAACACAGGGCCCAGAUGGCUAAGGUGAGGGCAAAGCUGCCCGACCAUGAUUGUUAG
Messenger RNA from Clonostachys rhizophaga, 435 nucleotides. The record is from the annotation of a GenBank genome assembly. NCBI's taxonomy places the organism in Eukaryota, Fungi, Ascomycota, Sordariomycetes, Hypocreales, Bionectriaceae.